Cladophialophora psammophila CBS 110553 is the source of this 1404-nucleotide messenger RNA. RefSeq lists its product as uncharacterized. The coding region runs from base 1 to 1404 and encodes 467 amino acids. The transcript has 2 exons. Gene Ontology annotation, biological process: cellular response to amino acid starvation; positive regulation of TORC1 signaling. Gene Ontology annotation, cellular component: Seh1-associated complex; nuclear pore outer ring. NCBI's taxonomy places the organism in Eukaryota, Fungi, Ascomycota, Eurotiomycetes, Chaetothyriales, Herpotrichiellaceae. Gene Ontology annotation, molecular function: protein binding; structural molecule activity. The record is from RefSeq and is a predicted model, not a curated record.
AUGGCCAAAAGCUCGACCUUCGACCCGGGCCAUCACGACCGCGUCACAGUGCUGCACGCCAAUUUCAACGGCACCCGCAUCCUGACGGCGUCCAUCGACCACCGGAUCAAAGUCUGGGAGCGGGACCCCAGGACGGGCGAAAGAACGCUGCUCGAUACAUUCACGGCGCACGAUUCUGAUGUCAGAGAUGCCAAGUUCCUCCACCCAACGCUGGGCACGCACCUGGCCAGUAUAGGCAACGACCUCAAAUUCCACCUGUGGAGCGAAGACCCCUCGCAAGCUCCGCGAGGGGGCCACCGGUUCCGGCGCGUGGCCACGAUCCCGUCGACCCCGCGCGUGCCCUUUGUGAGCAUGGACGUGAGGACGCUACCAACGGACCACGUGUCGACGUUCCUAGCCCUGAUCGACCGCCAGGGCCUGCUGAGCGUCUACGAGCCGACCAACCCGGACGAUCUGAGGGAGUGGACCCUGCUGGACUGCUUCAACGUCUGUGCGCCGAGUAACGUCCCCGGUCGCGGCGAGGAGACCAGCUUCAAAGUCCGCUUCGACCCGAACCCGACGCCGUUGGCGUACAUCAACUCGGUGAGCAACGACCGCGACCAGUUGAGCCUCGUGGUCUGCGCUUUGAACGAGGUCAAGAUCUACCGCAGCGUCGUUCCCUCACACUCCGGCACGGGAGCGGACGCGAGUGUGGGCGGAAUAGGCAUGGGGAUAGGAAGCGGCACAGGGGUGUCGAGCAGCGGCAAUGCCAGCCACAGGCUGAUAUUCUACGAAGCCCUCAAGUUGCCCACCCACCCUGCACUUGUCAGGGACGUGGCAUGGGCGCCGUUCAGCGUGCGCGGCACCGAUCGCAUCGCGACGGCCGGCAAAGACGGCGCGGUGCGGGUCUUUGAGCUCGGCGUCGCAGAGGGUGACGGAACUGCACCUGGAGCCGCCACCGAAUCCGCUAGCGGGACCGGCAACGGCCAUCGCAACGGCGGCGCGGAGCAGCUCUCUACCCCGACGCCCACGCGCAGUAUGAGCGCGCACCAGCAGCAGUCGAGCCUGACGACGCAAAUCGCCAGCCGCCACGCGGCGACCCAUCCGUCUUCUUCCUCUGCCCACCCCGGCAGUGCGAAUCCAGCGCGCACGGGCUACACGUUCGCCUACACGACGACCAUCUCCUCUGCUGUCGCGCUCUCCCGCGCGCACACGGACGCGUGGUCCCUCACCUUCGACUCUCAGGGCCAGGUCCUUAUGAGCACCGGGAGUGACGGCGUCACCAAGGUGUGGAGGAAGAGCGUCCUGGGAGGCCAGUGGAUGUUGUUUGCGGGCCAGGAGAUUACUGAGAACGGAAGUGACACAGAUGAAGACGACGAUGACGGCAACGAAGGGGACGAGAAACAGGGCGCAGAGAUGGACUAG